Messenger RNA from Xyrichtys novacula (pearly razorfish), 7591 nucleotides. Lineage: Eukaryota; Metazoa; Chordata; Actinopteri; Labriformes; Labridae. The record is from the annotation of a GenBank genome assembly.
AUGGAGAUCCUAACCCCAAGUCCUGAGGUCCGCCUGACAGUAGCCCAGUGUUUCCGGACUCUUACCACAUCCACUGAUCCCAAAGACCUCGUUCCUGCUCUUCAGACUCUCAACUCUUACCUGGAUGAAGGACCAGGCAAUAAAACCACUUCAUCACAGCGUGCAGAGUUCAGGAGGGCUCACUUCACUCGCAGCCUGCAGUUCUUGGUCAGCAACAUCCAGGCGGACUGGGUUCACAGCCUCACAGCGACUCAGAGAUCAGAAUUAUGGGAUGGACUGUUCCUUAAAGGUCCUCCUGAGCAGGCUCUGCUGGUGCUGAUGGAUGGAAUAGGAGAGCAGAGGUCUGUCCUGUUGUAUACAGGAUGGGAGGGGGGUUAUUUAUUUCAUCUUAACUCAUCUUAUUCUGUUAUUUUCUUUCUACUGCAGUGCCAGUGCAGGUCUGGACCACUUGGUCAGCAUCACAGAGAAGUUUCUCCAGAGAUGUCGCCUUGCUGACCUCCUGUGGUACUACUGUCAGCAAACUAGUCCCUCUGACUCCCCCCAGCUCAGAGAGACUCUGCUUGGACGUAUUGUUUGUCUGCCGGAUCUCACUGCCAAUAAGUUACAUCUUAACAACAAGCCCCUUUUUCUGCCUCAGCAGUACUACCCUCUACUGGCCGCAGAGAUGUUCACUGCUCUGGAAAAGACCUGCCAAGCACUUAAAGGUGAGAAGACACCAGGCAGCUAAAGUCAAACCUAUGUUGUAAUGAUAUUUAAGUAAUCUUCCUUUAUACGGACCAUUUACCUAACAUGUAUCUUCAACAGACGGCACUGACUGCUCCUUAACAUUUGUGGCUCAGACGCUUGGGAAAGUUUGUGUCCAGGGCCACAGUGGUAAGUUAAGACACAUUUAAAUUAAAAAAGAAUAUUUUUUUGGCAACAUUUUUGUAACAUUUACCCCUUAAGCAUCUUUUAUCUCUUAUCUCUUUUACCUCUAUCUUAUUUUGGUUUUACUGUCUUUUUAGCUUUUGUUAUACUCUUUUCUUAAUUAACCUUUAAGGCAUUUUAUUGUUUUUUUUUUUGUUGUUGUUGCUUUUUUUGUUGUUUGUUUUCUCUUGCUCAUUUCUGUUGCUCUAUUUUAUCAUCACUAUUAUUAUCAGUAUUAUUUGUUAUUAUUUUAUUAUCAUUAUUGAUAUUGUCUUUUAUUUUUACUAUCCUGUUUCCUGCUUUCAACCCCCUUUUAAUUGCAUUUUCUUUUUCUUAACUGUUUUAUGUCUUUAUUUUGGUCGUCAUGGUCUCAUUUUAUGUUGCAGGGCUCUUGUAUGGUCUGGGUUCCUUAUGACUUAUGAAAAAGGCCUUCAGAUCCUUUUUAAUUGAGCUUUUGUUUUUAUCUGUCUUUUUCCAUGUGCUUUAUGACUACAUGUCAAAGCACUUUGUAAACCUCUGUUUUUAAGGUGCUACAAAAAUAAAGUUAUUAUUAUUAUCAUUAUUAUUAUUAGAUAAACAAAAACUGUGUCAUAUAGUCUCAUCAAAUACAUCUCAGGGCAUGUGAAGCUUGAAAUUGCUAUCAACAGACUAGUUACAUAUGAUAGGCACAUCUCUAUUUCACCUAAAUUCAAUUCUUGGUUCAUAAAGUACGACAUUUUAUUUGUCUAGGUUGCAGUUAUAAAAUGUGUGGUUACAGGAUCUCUCUAAUACGCCCCUCUUCAGGUUUGGUUCUGGCAGUGAUGGCUCCUCGGCUCUCGGCCUGCUCCCGCUCAGACAUGGUGUGGCAAAGAGUUAGCUGGAAGCUGUUCGAGAAUGUCCCACAGCGAUGGGUGGAGAGUGUCCUCACCGGUCUGGUGCAGGCUGUCAAUGGGUAAUUAACCAUCAAAAUGGGAUUCCUUAAACAGCUAACACACUUCAAAAUCAGUUUUCAUCAGAGUUUUGUUUUUCCAGUCCUGAAGCUCUGGGCAGGAUCAUUGGGAAUCUGGUGUUGACCAACAAAAAGGCUCAGUUUGUCAUCACUCACAAGAUGCUGUUACUGCAGUACAAGUAUGAGGUGCGGAGUUAUUUUGCAGACCUACAGUAAACUGUUUAUGUCUUAUAAAUAUCACAUUGAGUAUUUUUUUAUUCCCAGACUCGAGUCUUGAGGAUCAUCCUGGGUUACCUUGCAGCUGACAAGGACAGACGUCCUCUCCUCAUCCAAGUAAGAGCUUCAAAACCUUAAGCAGGCCAGAGAGUAUUGUGUAUCGUGUAUUUAUUAAUCAUUCUGAUCUGAACUCAUUUGGAUGUGUGCUCUCAGGUGUUGCGGUCUGUGUCUCAGGCCUGGGCUAACCCCAGCGCGGUGAAACACACACCUUUAGAGCAGCAACUGUAUGUGAGUAAGGCCUUACUGCUGAGUGUGAGUCUGCUAAAUGACUCUGAGCUACAGGAGCUUCGAUCAGGUACACAGAACAGUGUUUGAUGUCUCAAAAUUCAAAGUAGAAAUCCUUGAAUCUCAACAUCCUUUACUGAAGCUUUCAUUCCCGCUCUCUGACCUACAGUGUGAAUUUCUUUUAAGCUUAACGGACGUUAAAACUGCACAUUUAAAGUCCCUCUCUCCUCUCAGACUUGAUUCACUGUAUGCUGGAUGGCAUGCAGAGCCACCUAGACAGCAGCGUGGUACGGAUAAGACACAUGGGCAUGGUGGUGGGAGAGUGCCUGAGCUCUCGCUUGGAUAUCGGUGGAGCUGCCCUCAAAUUUGAGGUGAAGUCAAACCUUUACAUCAACCAUCUGCUGUGACAGCAAUGCAGGCUUUGAUAUAUUUGAUUAACUUCAGUGUCUGAAGUUGUAUUAUGUUGUUGCAGUAUGACCAAGACGAGGAAACACGAGAGUUGCUCUCUCUGAUGACUCCUGGUACUGGUGAUGAACCAGAAGAUGAGCCUGUAAAUGUGUGAGUAACACUCCUGUAAAUGUUUAGACACUAACACAGGUCAAAGAACAUAAAAAGACUAACUUGUUUCUUAAAAAAGAAAAUGUGAUAUUUCAUUGUUGAUCUGCAUAAUCUUAAAAAUUUAGGGCACUACUGCUAAUGACUAAUACUAUACAAUGGAUUAAAACCUAUUAAUUGAAUAAAUUCUGCAUUUGUUGUCCUGUUUUUCUCUUCAGAGUUGAUUCUCCUCAAGAGACAACAGAAACCACCCCCCAUGCUGAUAGUGAGGCUUCAAAAGUGGACCCAGACUCUGACCUGGACAGGUAAGUAAAAAUAAAGUUCCUAAGUCUUUUAUGCUGGGACAUAGAAUCUUUCUGUGUAACUAUGUUUGGUAAAAUCAGUUCAAGAGUAGUGGUUGUUUUUUAUUUUUUUGCCACGGUGCAGCGAUGAUGAGCUGACUCCGUACGAUAUGUCCGCCGAUCAGGAAUUAAGCAAGGCAUCCCCACCUCGCUACCUUCGAGACUGCCUGGAAAGUACGGCUCCACAAGUAGCAUUUAUCUAACCUGACCUUCUGAGAAACGCUGUUGUUUUCUUCCUCCCUUGACUCUGACAUGUUUUUAAUCUGUCGACCUCUCCAGCUUUAACUUCCUCUGACGAUCCAGUGCGUGUGGAGCUCAGUUUGAGAGCUGCUGAGGGUUUGGUGAGGAAGAAUGCUUUCGCAGCCAAAGAGGUAACAACAAGCAGAAAUACUUCAGAUCACUUUUUACUGAAAAUUUGAUUUUUUUUAAAUAAAAAUGUUUGACAAUUGCGGGGUGUGGCUGCUUAGGUAUGAGUAUCAGAUACUUUCUGUCAGAUAUAAAUGAGGGAUGUUUUGGAUGUGACAUGCUUGGUUUACACUUGAAGCAGUUUUAGAAAUAAUUGGAAAAUAUUUUGGAUUAAAAAACAAUGAACAGUUUUAGCUCUGUUACUGAAUGUCUAAAAUCCAAGCACUCCCUCUUUUAGAUAGUUUCUUUGCACAUUAUCUGUAUUUUUUGGAUUUUUUUCAGAUCAGUGUCCAGCUGACCAAAGUGUUUCUUCACCUGGAGGAUAAAUACAACCUAAGUGGUUUCUUGAGUCUCAGGCAGUCAACCAUGGUGGCGCUCACUGUCAUCGACACUAUCCCUGUAUGAUUUUUCAACCUAUCUUUUUUUUUUUACCCUUUUACAUCAAAAAUGACAAAAUCACAACAGAAAUGUAUCUGUGUUUGCUUUUCUCAACAGGUGACUCAAUAUCUGACCACAGAGUUUUACUCCUUGAACUACAGUCUCCGACAGCGACUGGAUAUCUUGGAGGUUGGGAAAUAGAAGCUUUCACAGUCAUUAUGAAUUGAUGCUACAAGUAGUAAAUGAAGCUAAUGUUGCUUUCUUGUAUCAGGUUCUCUCUCUCGCAGCACAGGAGCUCUCCAAGCCGAUCACAGAGACAAAAGACCAACUCAUAUCAGUAAGUAAUUCCUCCAGCGCUGAUUUAAACCCAUACCCCGGUGACAACCCAGUUCACUGGAGACAAGAAGUGGAGAGACGAAUUCAGAGCAAGACCAGACGUCUCACAAAGGUGGGUUAUGUAGAAUAACUUUUUGUAUCUGCCCUUUUAAUGUGAGAACAAAGCUUUGAAGUCAUUUUUUUGUUGCGUAGGGUGCCACAAAGCCUCCAGCUAAAGCCACCCCAAACCAUUAUGCCCCUGUAGCCGGACACUUCUUUUUCCCUCUGCUCAGGAACUUUGACAAGUAUAAUCCCUUAUAAACUGAUUGAAUUUUUUUUUUUUGCUUGUUUAAAAGGACACUUUAAAUCUUAAAUGGAAUACCUUUUUUUUGCCAGGCCUCAAGUGACCUUUGACCUGCUGGGCACUGACCACCUUGUGCUGGGAAGGUUAAUCCAAACUUUGGGCCUCCUCAUGCACCUGGCAGUGAAUGCACCGGUACUUUGCUCAAAUCUGCCUUUGUGUGAUAAAUGUGUGAUAGCAGAUAAUGAUGCCUUUAAAGCCCAUGAAGACAUUUAAACUGUAUCACAGUAUUACUACGAGCUAAUCAGAACGACUCCGGUGACCUUUACACACUAUGAGAGUAUUACAGCAUAUUCUCAAGUUUUAUCUCUAUGGGCUUCUAAGAGUUUGCUUAUUGUUUUUCAUGCAGAUAGCUGCACAGAUGGGUCGUGCAUUACUGGACUUUGUGUGGGCGGUACGCUAUCAUGUUGACCAGUGAGUAUGAAUAGUAUCAGUGCUAAAAACUGUGGAGUCUGGGAGAUCUCUUUGGGGUUGCUAACAGCAUGAUAACAUGGUUACCUGCUUAUUAUGAGGCUGUUUAUGACAAAAAUUGAAUAAAGCAAUAUAUUUAAUCAGUGUGGUGACUUUAGAAUGGGAAAAGUCAACAUAAGAUAUAGAUUCGAAGAGUCUGUAAGGUUUGGAUAGGAUGUUUGAUUUGUCAUCCUAGGGCCAGUUUUAACCUGCUAUCUGUCUGUUAAAGAACGGUGAGACGAGGCGUCCUCUUCGCUGUCUGCUCUGUGUUUCUGAGCGUGAACAGUCAGAACCUGCUGGUGGACCUCAGUGAUCAGCUGUUUGAGACCAGAACCUGGUUAGCAGGUAAGAAAAUGUGGUAAUGAACAUAAUCAUGAAAAUGAAAGUUAAAAAAUGCACUUUCGACACUAUCAGCCAUGAUAUUAUGACAACUGAUAGGCUAAGUGAUUAACAUUUAUUACCUCUGUAAAGAUGCCUAGCCCAGGUUUACACUUGAAAGAAUGGAAGGUCCACACGAAUGGUCAGUUUGAAAAGCUUGAGACUGUUCAGGUAUAUAAAGCCGCCCAUGUUUCCAAGCAUUCUACUGGCAUUUGGUUGACCUGAAGACGAGUCCAUGGAGGGUAAGAACAAAGGACAACAUGUUUUAAGGAGCCAUAGUUGAACAUAUGGAGAGCCCAUAUAGGGGAAUACCAUAGCAUAACAUAUUUUGGGAAUCUGAGUGAUGUCAAAAUGUGUACAAGGUCCUUGUUGAAGAUGGUUGUCGGAGGUCCGUGGCCCCAGGAAUCUCACAUCAACAUAUCCACGGUAUCUGAGUUACAUAGCUCCACCACCCUAAAGGCUGAUGGGACUGGCUAAAGAAAAUUCUCCUUACAACCUCUUUAUAAAGGCACCUGUCAAUGGAAAUAACAGCAGCAUGUGAAUAUUUUAGUCCUCAAAGUUGAUGUGUUGCAACUUUUGUUUGCAACUUUGUCAAGGACCAAUUUGAAAAACUGUCUGGACAGCUAGUUCAGGGCAUCCCAAAACUGCAGCUGUUGCACCUGCUCACCUAGAAAAAGUACCUACAGAGAGUGGGCCAAGGAAAGGAAAUGGGAGAAGCAGUGACAGGGUCAUGGGCAUUCAAGGCUCACUGGUAGGUGUGGGAAGCGAGCUGGGCAUGGCUCAGGUCAGGGCUUCUUUGGUCCUAAGCUGAUAAGAGGGAGGUCUGCACAAUAUAAGGCAGGUAGUCAGUGUUAUGGCUGAUUGGUGUACAUCUUUCCUCAUAGGGAUAGGUUGUCUGAUCAUGAGAAAAUUGCACAGUGUUGACAGUUUAUGUGAAAAAAAAAAUUGCAAAGACAAUUUUAUAAUAUUAAUUAAUUCAUAUAUGAAUACAAAGAGUAUCUGUAGGGAUUCGCACGAAUGAAUGUUUAAAUGUAUAGAGAAAUCAAUGUGUAAGAAGUUUAAAUACAUUAUUAGAAUUCAAAUUUGAACCCUGACAGGUGGAGGGACCACCCAGUCACUAUUCGUAAUCCCUUACAUAUUUUCCUACUCUUCAGAACAGACUGAGACAAAAACUAAUGGUUUUGCCAUGAUCAGUCAAAUCAGUCUGCAGAUUUGAUUGGACUGGUCUGUGCAGGCAGGUUGUCUCUACUGCUCCAUUGCUGCUGAGAAUUAAUGAAUGUCAGGAGGUUUUGACCAGUUAGAUUUAACAUAACAUAGUAGUAUAUCUUAAUGAUAUUUUUAUAAGGUUAAAGAGAAAAAACUGCAUUUGUUUUCAAUAUAUAUGGUAACAGUACUACAAUUUUUCACACCAAAAUUUUAGAAAAUCAGCAAAUUGUUCACAUGUCCGUCUUUCAGUGUAGUAUUCACUGUAAACUGUUUGAUUCCUGUAAAUACUCUGAGGCUGCACCUGUACGAUGUAUUUCUGUCGGGGAUGUCCACUCUGUGACACACAGACAUGAAGAGCACUCACACACACACAAACACACACACACUCACACACACACAGCUGGACUGAGCAUUUCUGGGAAUUAGAUGAGGAACCAGGAUGUCCUGUGCUACACAGACUGUCCAUGACGUGACUGAAUCCUCCACAGUUUGAUGUUCCUCCAUUCCACAGAGAAUAAAAUUAGCUGCAUAUGGAACAGAGCGACGUGGAGGUGAAUGACACAGAGUAAAGAGCACAUUAUUUCCCUCUUAAAUGGGAAUGUUACUUUCACAGAAGAAGCCAGGAUCAUGAACAAGCAUAGAGAUCAAAAUACUUCACUCUGCAUUUGAAAUUGCACUAAGAGAUGUAUUUUUGUAGACAAAUUUUAUGACCACAAUUUUUUGUUGUUGUUUCUAAUAUCUACAGAUGUGGCUGAAGGAGACCCUGAUGCAGAUUGUCGGAGUUUAGCUGUACAGAGUCUGGUUCUGAUGGACCAGAGCCUGAAAAAACAGUUACAAGAUCCUCAAGCACUGAGUCUAGAAUCCUGA